UCUUGGUGUAGAUGAUAUAUACUACUUCAUUUCCAUAAAUCGACGCAUUCCAGAUCAUCACCCGACCAAACCCAAAAUCCCAGAGCAGCCCGCAGAUACUUAUACAGUUGGUAGCUAGGAAACUCCGGCAGAGACACAGGCAGGUGUUGAUCUCCUUAUGGCAGACAACAAUGGCGAAGAACAAGACACAGCAGCGCCGCCGCCCUCGUAUUACUUGGUGUUCCUCAGCAUCAUGAGCAAAAGGAGAACCUGGGUAUGCAUCUUUGUGCUGGUCUAUGCGAUCCUCUUAACGAGCUCAUGGAAUUUCCUUAAAUCCAUACUCUCGUGGUACAAACUACAAGGCCAGCCUUCGCCGUCGUCAUCUGGGUGGCCGGCCCUCUACGCCUCCGUGCUCCUCGGCGCAGUUUUCGGGCUGCUCUCCAUGUUUGCAGCGCUGGCCGUGAUGGUGCCCGCCACUGUGGUGACUUGGAUUGCAAUUGUGGUUCUCUUGGCCUUCUUUGGGAAGCCCAGGAGAGCUUUGGUGGUCGAAGGCAGGAAGAUCACUAGAGAGAUUGUGGGGAUAGUGUUCAAGAUUUUGUUGAAGGAGGGCAAUCUGGUGGCUGCUGUUUGUGCUGUUUUGGGCUACUUUGUACUUUUCAGGAGGAAUGGUAAUGCUACUCCUGACCUUAUUAACUGAAUUUCUUGGCUAAUUCUGGCGGGCGGGGAGGAGAUUUCAAGGAUUUGGAGUUUUGUUUAGGUUUUGGUAAAGUUCCCCUUUCUCCCUGUGAGGAUUGAGAGAGGAUGAAGCUAGAAGCCCUGACCUUUGUUGUAACAUUUUACUUGUGUCCAUUAUAUUGUGUCAUCUCUCACUGGUUUGUGUAAUAUUUAGUACAUUUGUUCAUCUCCAAUCCAUCAAUUUUGUACCCUAUA
This is a messenger RNA of Argentina anserina (silverweed cinquefoil), 909 nucleotides long. RefSeq lists its product as uncharacterized. The record is from RefSeq and is a predicted model, not a curated record. The transcript has a single exon. Bases 158 to 676 code for a protein of 172 amino acids. NCBI's taxonomy places the organism in Eukaryota, Viridiplantae, Streptophyta, Magnoliopsida, Rosales, Rosaceae.